GAGCCUCUCGCCCUGCCAUCCGACUUCUCGAGUUCUGAGCGCAGCACGCUAGGCCUGGAGGCCCUGGCGGUCUUCAAGCGAAGAAUUCGACAUGGACGUGCGUACGACCUCUUGGCUGCGGUCAAGCAGUCCAUCAACCAUCAGGGUGCGUUUCUCGAGGACAAACAGAAGCACGCGCGCGGGCAGAAGGACAACACUCGGUCGCAAAAGCAGGUAACAAACGCGACAGCACGCACGCGGGUACUAGCCGGUUUGUACAACUACAACCGUGACCGCCUCAUCGCGUUGAGCGACGGCAAGGCUGAGGACGUCUUACAGGCGAUCAACUUGGUAACAGACCUCAAGAGUAAGAAUUGGCGUAAACCGCGAGAACAAGGGGACAGCCGCGAAGAGCGGGCAUGGAUCUGGACGGUUGUCCCUCCUGCUAACAGCUCGCUAGUCGAUCGAGUACAAUGGUUUCGGGCGCGGGCGGAGGUGAAGCGAGUGACCGAGGAGAUCAACAAGCUCCAUGCCGAGUUCAAGCGGACGAUCCUCGGUUUCAAGAAUAUGUCUAAAGCUUGGGAAGACAUGUCGGCGAGGGCUGCGUUGUCAGAGGGCGCGCGAGCGUACGCACUGAAGAAGGCGGACAUGUUCAACAAGUUGAGUGUACAAUGUGCGAACGCCUUUGCGACUACACGAAGGGAUCCUGCGGAGAAGUGGGACUACUCGAAUGUACGUUCAUAU
This is a messenger RNA of Fomitopsis serialis, 723 nucleotides long. RefSeq lists its product as uncharacterized. The annotation marks the transcript as partial. The transcript is spliced from 2 exons. The record is from RefSeq and is a predicted model, not a curated record. Lineage: Eukaryota; Fungi; Basidiomycota; Agaricomycetes; Polyporales; Fomitopsidaceae.